AGCCACCACCGCCACAGCACAGUCGCGAAUUGACAACAAAAUUACGCGAUAAACAAACCGAAUUUGCUGUUCGAAAUGAGCGCAUCGACGAGCACGUCGGCGACGGCGUCCCAGGACGCCUGUUACAUAUCGCUAUUGGGUCUGGCGGAGUACUUCCGCACCUCGCAGCCGCCGAACAUCAAGAAGUGCAUCCAGUGCUUGCAGGCGCUCUUCACAUUCAUGCCGCCCUCGAAGGUCGAGGCGCGCACCCACUUGCAGAUGGGCCAAAUCCUUAUGGCCUACACCAAGAAUAUCGACCUGGCGCGCAAUCACCUGGAGAAGGCGUGGAGCAUAUCCGAGCCGCUGGCCAACUUCGACGUGAAGUUCGACACCGCCUCCCUGCUGGCCCAGUUGCAUCUGCAGACGGACAUGAACUCGCACCAGGCCAAGGUGAUGUUGAGACGGGCCGUGGAACUGUCGCAACACAACGUCUACUGGCACUGCAAGCUCCUCCUCCAGUUGGCCCAAAUCCACGCCAGCGACCGCGAGUACUCGGCGGCAUCCGAACUGUUGGCCGUGGGGGCGGAAAGUGCCGACGAGGCGAGCGCCACGUACCUGAAAGUGUUGUUCCUGCUCUCGCGCGCCAUGAUCCUCAUGAUCGAGCGCAAGACGAACGAUGUACUCGCCCUGCUCAACUCCGCCGGCCAGAUUAUCGACAACAACAUACCCAAUCCGCACCAGAAGGAGUACCUGAAGGUGUUCUUUUUGGUGCUGCAGGUGUGCUACUAUCUGGCCCUGGGGCAGGUGAAGACGGUGAAGCCCAGUCUCAAGCAACUGCAGAUGUCCAUACAGACGAUAAUGGCACCCAACUGGCCCUCGGAUGAGGCGAUUUUCGGUGCCAAUCAGCUGGAGAUGUUCGUGUGGCUGCCCAAGGAGCAGCUUUAUGUCCUCGUAUACCUGGUAACCGUUUCGCACUCCAUGAUGGCGGGUUACAUGGACAAGGCACAGAAGUAUACGGAAAAGGCACUAACCCAGAUCGAGAAGCUGAAGCAGCAGGAGGACAAGCCUAUUCUCUCCGUUUUCAAGGUGAUCCUGCUGGAGCAUAUUGUGAUGUGCCGCAUGGUGAUGGGCAACCGGGAACUGGCCAUCCGAGAAAUAGCCGCCGCGAGAGAUGUUUGCCUGGCUGCUCCGCAACGCAGCCUCCUGCGGCGCCACUCGGCCCAGUUGCACUGUCUCAUCGGCCUGUACUCCAUGUCCACCAGUUUCUUCGAACACGCCGAGCGGCAGUUUCUUGUGUGCGUGAGCGAGACCACCGAGCGGGACCUGAAACUAUUCGCCAACCUCAACCUGGCAAUCAUCUACCUGCGCACCAAGCGGGACACGGACCUCAAGCAGAUUCUGGAUGCAGUGUCCACGGAGAACACGCACACGUACAGCAGCCAAGCGUUGAUGGGAGGAUUUUACUACGUCCAGGGUCUGCACGCCUUCCACAAGAACAGCUUCCACGAGGCCAAACGAUUCCUUCGCGAAACCCUGAAGAUGGCAAACGCUGAAGACCUGAACCGACUGACCAGCUGCUCGCUGGUUCUGCUAUCGCACGUCUUUCUCAGCAUCGGAAACUCAAAGGAGAGUAUGAACAUGGUGACGCCGGCCAUGCAACUGGCCAGUAAGAUACCCGACAUCCACGUCCAACUGUGGGGAUCGGCAAUACUCAAGGACCUGCAUCGUAUGUCCAAGGAUGUGCAGCACGAGAAGGAUGCUUAUGCCAACCACGUGAAAUACUCGGAGAACCUGAUUGCCGACCAGCGCAAGUGCGUCCAGAGUGCGCACCACGAGCUGGUGAACUGGUUUCAGGGCGAUCCGCCCGUGACGAGCGGUCCGCCUGCCGCCGCCAUCCUGCUCCUGCCCGAAUCCUCCGUCGCAGCCUCAGCCGGUGCCAUUGCCUCCACGUCGGCGGCCAUGCAACCCGCGGGGCAGUACGGCCAGUUCUACUAGCAAUGAGGCGAUGAUGCAAUUUACCAUUUAAGCUUUUAUUUGUAAUCUACAAUCUAGCGACUAAGUUAAAACUAAAGAUGUUCUAAAGUUGUGAAUUUUGUCAUAAACAGUGUUCCCAAGGGGAAGAGUAGACGGAAAUGUAA
Drosophila elegans is the source of this 2117-nucleotide messenger RNA. It is a transcript of the gene Mau2, whose product is annotated as MAU2 chromatid cohesion factor homolog. Gene Ontology annotation, molecular function: double-stranded DNA binding; protein binding. The transcript has 2 exons. The record is from RefSeq and is a predicted model, not a curated record. Bases 76 to 1974 code for a protein of 632 amino acids. NCBI's taxonomy places the organism in Eukaryota, Metazoa, Arthropoda, Insecta, Diptera, Drosophilidae. Gene Ontology annotation, cellular component: chromatin; SMC loading complex. Gene Ontology annotation, biological process: mitotic sister chromatid cohesion; maintenance of mitotic sister chromatid cohesion.